AUGUCGUCAUCAUCCACCACCGAAACCUGCCGCCUCGUGGUCCUCUGCUCCGGCUCCGGCACGAACCUGCAAGCCAUCAUCAACGCAGUCGCCGACGGCACCGUACCGCGAAGCAAGAUUGAAAAGGUCAUCGUGAACCGCAAGACCGCCUACGCCGUCCAGCGCGCGGAGAAGGCGGGCAUCCCGACGCGGUACUUCAACCUCGUCUCGGGCGGCUUCACGGCCAAGGGCGAAAAGGACGAGGCGAAGCUGCGCGAGGGCCGUGGCCGGUACGACGCGGCGCUGGCCGAGCUCGUGCUGGAGGAUAAGCCGGACCUCGUCGUCCUCGCCGGGUGGAUGCACGUGUUUAGCGCGCCGUUUUUGCGGCCGUUGGAGGCUGCUGGGGUUCCGGUCAUUAAUCUUCAUCCGGCGCUGCCUGGCCGUUAUGAUGGUGCCAAUGCGAUUGGAAGGGCAUACGAAGAUUUCCAGGCCGGCAAGCUUGAGAACAACCGGACCGGAGCAAUGAUUCACUAUGUCAUUGAGACGGUGGACCGUGGAGAGCCUAUCCUCAUUGAGGAGGUUGAGAUUCGCUCGGGUGACAGUCUGGCAGAUGUGGAAGAGCGAAUGCACAGCGUCGAACACGGUCUCAUUGUCAAGGCCACCGCAAAGGUCGUGCAGGAGAUUUUGGAAAGGAAGAAGCAAUAG
Messenger RNA from Colletotrichum paranaense, 684 nucleotides. Its product is annotated as phosphoribosylglycinamide formyltransferase. The transcript has 3 exons. Lineage: Eukaryota; Fungi; Ascomycota; Sordariomycetes; Glomerellales; Glomerellaceae. Gene Ontology annotation, cellular component: cytoplasm. Bases 1 to 684 code for a protein of 227 amino acids. The record is from RefSeq and is a predicted model, not a curated record. Gene Ontology annotation, biological process: 'de novo' IMP biosynthetic process. Gene Ontology annotation, molecular function: phosphoribosylglycinamide formyltransferase activity.